CAGGUUCCCUUUCCUGGGCACACGCGGGCCUCACUCCUUCCUCAGGUCCCACCUCGGGAAAGAGCAGCGGAAAGCAAUGUACAGCAGUGUUUGCAUCUGCAUGUUCCUUGCUGUGCUCUCGGCAAGCUCUUUGGGGCAGCAAACUGUGGGCUCACACAAUGGGAAUCCACUGCCUGCUGAGGUGGAGCAGAGCUGGGCAGAACAUCACCGGCACCUCCGUGCCCCUUCCUCUGCUGGCACCCUCAAAUCCAUGUCACGGAUGGAUGGAAGCAUUGACCAGAGAGCCAACAUCGGAGCCCUGCUGGCCAAGUACCUCCAGCAAGCCAGAAAAGGUGCCACUGGGAGGCUCCCAGUAAUGGGAAACAGGGUACAGAGCAUUGAUCCUACUCACAGGAUAAAUGACAGAGACUACAUGGGCUGGAUGGAUUUUGGACGCCGCAGUGCUGAAGAAUAUGAAUAUUCCUCCUAAAGAACAGCAAACUAUAGCAACAGGAAAAAAAAAAAAUCACACUCCCAUGUCUGUACAGAAAGAGGAAAAUUAAUUUGUUGUUCUCUUCAAAUCAGUGUUUUAAAAGAUAACAUGUAUUUGAUGUAAAUUUGUCUGUAAGAUUAUACAAUGCAAUAUAUACAUAUGCAGAAUUUUCCAGAAAAUGUUUUCUCUCUUUUGUGGUUUCUCAUACACUGAUAAUAUAUUAAACUUAUUUC
Messenger RNA from Calypte anna (Anna's hummingbird), 705 nucleotides. RefSeq names its product cholecystokinin (gene CCK). Gene Ontology annotation, biological process: digestion. The record is from RefSeq and is a predicted model, not a curated record. Gene Ontology annotation, molecular function: neuropeptide hormone activity. Lineage: Eukaryota; Metazoa; Chordata; Aves; Apodiformes; Trochilidae. The coding region runs from base 77 to 469 and encodes 130 amino acids. The transcript has 3 exons. Gene Ontology annotation, cellular component: axon; extracellular region.